AAUUCCCCCGGCCUCAUACCCGUCGCCAAGAUGAGCAUCUCACGGCCUACAGCUCGUUGCCUUUUCUGCUCGUUUUCGCGACCAGCGACGACGCCGGUGCUAUCUCGCCUGCCCCGACGCCAAUUCCACCCAUCUCCCGCUCAAUCCAAAAACGACGAGAAAAAGCCCGAAAUCCCAGAACCGACGCCCUCAACCUCAACUUCAACUUCAGCCUCAGAAGGAAAGACAUGGCACGACCUUAAAUCGUCCCACUUCAAAUCAUACACGGAAUUAGAGAAAUCGCGCUUUUACGAGGAGUACUCCAGCAAGCAAAUCGCGGCCAUCGAAGCCGGUGAAAAGAGCAUCGACCCAGAAGACCUCGCCAAACAAUUCCAACAGCGCGACGACCCCUGGGCCAUGCAAUAUCUCGAUGACUUCUCGACCAUCGAGCCCGUGAUUGAUCAUCACAAGCGCGCCCCAGUUACGAAUUACGACCCCAAUUCCCGUCUAAAGACCGAAGAUGAAAUCGUCGACGACCUUGCCGAGUAUAUAAUGAAUAUGCCGGACGACGCAACAACCGCCGACUGGCUCCGAUUCACGGACAACAUGCGUCUAACGGUGGGUAAAGCCGAAGCCGAGCUCGACCCCCACAGCUCUCUCGUGCCCGACCUCUUUGAACCCGGCGAGAACCUGGAAAAUAUCGGCGAACAUCAAAGAAAAGACUUGAAGAAAGCCGCGGCCGGAGAAGGAGGCGAAAUCGCUCCUGCAUUGCGGCAACUGAUGCAGGUCACCGGCUACUCUCAGCAACAGAUCAAGGGGCUGAGGGUCAAAGCCCUGGUGACGCACAGCGUCGUCAACCAAACUCGUUUGGGGAAAAUCCGCAAGACCUACGUUCUCUCUGUGGCGGGAAAUGGAAAGGGCUUGCUGGGUAUCGGAGAAGGAAAAUCAGAAGAACCCACCGAAGCGCGUGUCCAAUCCCAAUACCGUGCAAUCCGCAAUAUGCAGCCUAUCCUACGAUAUGAAGAUCGAACCAUCUUCGGAGACGUCAAGGGAAAAGUCGGCGCCGUUGAAUUGCAACUCAUGCAUAGACCCCCAGGCUUCGGUCUCCGUUGCCAACAAUACAUCUGGGAAAUGUGCCGCGCAGCAGGUAUUCACGACCUCGCUGCCCGAGUCACCCGCUCCCGGAACCCCAUGAACACCGUCAAAGCCGCUUACCAAGCUCUCCUGAGCCAGAAGCACCCAGAGGACAUUGCCCGCGCGCGAGGCAAGAAAUUAGUCGACGUGAGAAAGGUCUAUUACGCCGGAAACGUAUAGUUAAUUGCACGGAUUUCUUCGGGUCAGUGGCGGGGGGAAAGUUGUACCAUCGUCUAGUGGAGAUAUCUCUUACUGAAGAAGGGGAUGAAAGGAUUUGUUUAACUACUAUACACAGUUCUAGCGAGCUACAAGUCCCCAAAAGUGAUAUCCCGUGAGGUUGUACUUGUACUAUACACGGAGGAGGGAUUCUUUCCAUGUAUACAUACACAUCAUUCUGGAUAGAAUCGUCUUUUUUACUUUUUUCUAUUCGAUUUCCGUUGGCAGCAAAUGAGAGCAGAUAAAAUGUAUUUUUAGUCUAACUUAGGCA
Coccidioides posadasii C735 delta SOWgp is the source of this 1600-nucleotide messenger RNA. RefSeq names its product mitochondrial 37S ribosomal protein uS5m (gene MRPS5). The record is from RefSeq and is a predicted model, not a curated record. Gene Ontology annotation, biological process: translation. Gene Ontology annotation, cellular component: ribosome. Lineage: Eukaryota; Fungi; Ascomycota; Eurotiomycetes; Onygenales; Onygenaceae. Gene Ontology annotation, molecular function: structural constituent of ribosome; RNA binding.